This is a messenger RNA of Lachnellula hyalina, 1743 nucleotides long. RefSeq lists its product as uncharacterized. The record is from RefSeq and is a predicted model, not a curated record. The transcript is spliced from 2 exons. Bases 1 to 1743 code for a protein of 580 amino acids. NCBI's taxonomy places the organism in Eukaryota, Fungi, Ascomycota, Leotiomycetes, Helotiales, Lachnaceae.
AUGACAAUUGCAGAUACUAAAACCCAUCUUCCAUGGGAUUGUCUCUUUCAGCUUGAGAAUGCAUUUCUCGACCACCCUUCUUUCCCAGAAAACCUUGCGGUAGACGCGUCAUUUUCGAAUACUGUCCUUGCAAAAGGGAUAUCUACAUGGAGAACCGCGCAGGAAGCCUCUGAUUUACCGUCCUUUGAGCAAGAAUUCUUUAUACCGGUUGCGUCAGAUUGUCCCACGAUUCUUGCUAUCGCAGACCCGCAACAUGAGGGCGAUAACCAUAUUACUUUGCUUAUACUUGCCUGGACCUAUAUACUUUCUGCACGAUGGGCUGAGAUUAUUCCCGGGGCAUCUGGCCCUGAAUACAGCGAUUGCGAGGCCGAAUGGGAUGACAAAAACAUCCCAUUUGAAAGGGCCCCGACUGGUUCCACUACAGCGAUUAUAGAUCUAGGUGAUAUUGAUGAUGACGCCGCUCGGUGGUGGGCAGCGGUCCUCGCACUGGAAGGGGGUUGGAAUGCAUAUAUUUCAAGUGAAAAAGGUCAUGUCCUCCACUCACCCUGGUAUACGAAGCUUGUAUCAGAACAACGCUUUACUCUUUCACGCGGCACGAAAUCUCGCCCCCUUCUAGCUCAACAUCGUGCGGCAUCAUUUGCCACCGCCUUGCGCUAUCUUUCUAGCUACUGCGAAUUCCACGAAGUAGCUGAGCAGAGCCAUGCUGCUUUGGCUGCGACAUUACUUCUCCCUGUGGCCAGAUUCGACAACAGAACGGUUCAAUUACCGACCCCUCGAGUCCGCCGUAAAGCACGAUUCAACAAGGAGAGAUUCAACAAGGAGACGGUCUGCAAGACCCUGGAAUGGAGCGAGAACCUCAACCAACUGGACGGGCUCCUCACUCUAAGUUGCAAUGCAGUAGGAACCAAAGCGCUCUUAAACAGCGUCUUCUUUGAACCUGAAGUGGCAUGUAAUAUCUGCGGGGCAUGGUUGCAAGGGACCUUUGCAUUUCUCGACUCAGAUAUCGUGCAGGACCAGCAUAUCCUGCUACGUGUCUUGAUGAAGCGGGAUCCUAGCCUGGGAUUUCUCUGGCUUGGUGCCUUUGUUAUCGGAGCACAGACACGUUCCUUGCAAGAAGCUCGUCAGGCUUGGUGGAAAAUUGACCUUCAUGUGGCAGCAUGGACCGGAACGCUUAUGUCUUUUAUACAAGAGCCUGUGUCAACACUGGCCCCUGAGACAGAAGAAAUCUCGCGUGCUGACGAAUGUCGACUGCUGUACUUGUCCCACGAUCAAUACUACACUGGUCCCCCGCUCUUUCCAUUCGCUCCAUUCGGUUCUACAGCGAUAAUAGACACUAAUAUCGACGUUCGUCAACAUACACAAUGUGAGACAAGUCACGGCCUCGAAUAUAAAGGUUUAACCUGGCGCUGUCGUGCUGGCCAGCGCGUAGCUACUACUAUUGCUAGAAUUCCCUUACGCGCUAAGAAUGGGCAGCCAACAGACGGCAAUAUCUCCGUCACUUAUGAUAAUAUCGAUAAUGAGGAUGAUGACUGUUCAGAAAUGGUAACUAGGAACAUUUUCACUUGGCUGCGCGAUGAGGACGGCUUCUCUGUUGCAGAGAGGGCUAUUCGUGAACACGAGUGGAUAGACAAUUUUGACUCGGACGAUGACAGCCCGAUUACAGGCGAUGCCCAAUCUACAGUAGGAGGCAAUCUGCAUGGAUGGCUGUUGAAGACAAUAACUAGACGGUCCAAUUCUCUCUAA